This is a messenger RNA of Trichoderma atroviride IMI 206040, 4148 nucleotides long. RefSeq lists its product as uncharacterized. NCBI's taxonomy places the organism in Eukaryota, Fungi, Ascomycota, Sordariomycetes, Hypocreales, Hypocreaceae. Gene Ontology annotation, molecular function: xenobiotic transmembrane transporter activity; antiporter activity. Gene Ontology annotation, biological process: xenobiotic detoxification by transmembrane export across the plasma membrane. The record is from RefSeq and is a predicted model, not a curated record. Gene Ontology annotation, cellular component: membrane.
AUGGACUUCGCUCGCAAGCGUUCGAGAGAUGCUGCCGAUGGUGAUGAAGGCAACGGAGAUGAAGCUCUAGAAUCUCUUUCACGACCCAUCAGUCCACCGCGCAAGAAAUUUCGUCAAAUAAAUAUACAGAAAUCGCCGUGGCAGCUCACCCGGAUUCGAGAUCUCCCAGACGAAUUAAACAAAGAUACCGUUUCGCUUCAGGACCUUCUCGGCGAUCCUCUGAUUCGCGAGUGCUGGCAGUUCAACUUUCUACACGACAUCCCCUUUAUGGUGAAUACGUUUGAUGAAACCGUCAGGCGCUUGGUUCAGCUGCAUGUAGUUCAUGGAUUCUGGAAGAAAAGCGACUUGAAUCGGAUUCUUCUUUCGGAUGCCGCAGCCCGAUACCCCAACGUUCAUUUGCAUUGCGCACCCAUGCCCGAAAUGUUUGGGACACACCACUCCAAGAUGAUGGUAAUGUUUCGCUCCGACAACACGGCCCAAAUUAUCAUUCACACGGCAAACAUGAUCCCAAGAGACUGGACCAAUAUGACCAAUGCAGUGUGGCAAUCGCCAAAACUCCCGUUGUUACCGGUGCCAGAUAUUAUAUCCCAGCACGGACAAACGCUUCCACUUGGCAGCGGACUAAGAUUCAAGGCGGAUUUGCUAUCAUAUUUGAUGAAAUAUGACUCCUAUAAAGUCACUUGUAAGCCACUGGCGGAUCGUCUCGGCUACUUUGACUUUUCCAGCGUACGGGCAGCAUUCAUUGCCAGUGUUCCUGGAAAACAUGACAUUCGCGAUGCUUCUCAGCCUGCUUGGGGCUGGGCUGGACUGCAGAGGUGUUUGCAGGGCGUACCCGUUGGACCAGGAGGGUCAGCAAUCGUCGUCCAAAUAUCCUCCAUUGCGACGCUUGGUGCCAAUGACGAUUGGCUGCAACGCACGCUAUUUAAUUCACUAGCUACAUCUCUCACUCCAAAUGCGAAUAAGCCGAGCUUCAAGGUUGUUUUCCCCACAGCAGACGAGAUCCGGAAUUCCCUGGAUGGAUACGCCUCGGGAAAUUCCAUCCAUACCAAGAUCCAAUCGGCACAACAUAUCAGCCAGCUGCGCUAUCUCCAUCCAAUAUUGCAUCACUGGGCCAACGACAGCAAAGAUGGAGCAGCGCUCUUCGCAGGGGCAUCUAUCUACGGCGAUAGUGGGCGAAAUCGUGCUGCGCCACACAUCAAAACAUAUAUUCGGUUUAAUUGUAACACUACAAUUGACUGGGCCAUGCUAACGUCGGCAAAUAUGUCGAAGCAAGCGUGGGGCGAGACGCUGAAGCCCACCACUGGGGAAUUUCGGAUCGCUUCCUGGGAAGUUGGCGUGCUGGUAUGGCCGAACUUGCUCUGUAAAGAUGGGGUCAUGUUGAGCUCGUUCCAGUCAGAUACGGUGAACAUGUCGCCAUUCUCACAAGCACAGAGACCCAUCAAGAGACCAACCAUAGCCGUCAUGAGUCGCGCUCCCAACGGCGGCUCUGGGCCCUCCGGCCUUGAGCACCCGGCCUUUUCGUCCUCGUUCCGCUCGGGCUCGCCUCUUGCCGAGCAGGUUCUGGCGCAAGACAUCGCGGCCUGCUCCGACGACGACUUUGACCCCGCCGAUGAUCUUCUCGAUCCCGACCAGCCUCACCACUUCAUGUACCGCCGGCCCAGCGGCGUGGGUUACGGAGCAGCCCGGCCUGCCUUCAACCCCAGCGGACUGGAGGAGCCCAUCUUGACGCCGCUGGAGCGAAAGCAAUCUCGCGAUGCCGAGCGCAGCCUGCUGCGAGACAACCACGUCCUUCCGCCGAAACACGCUCACAAGAGCCAGUCGUUGCCCGCUCGAAUGUACCGAAAGAUGUUUAGCACAAAGGUCCCCGUCGAGGAAUCCGGCGACGAGACCGACGAGGACGAGCCGCUGCUCUCCCGUGAUCCAGACCGUGACUACGGCACACAAGCCCGGCGACAGCGAUCCGCUGUGGAGGGAGAGGAAGACGUGGAUGAGCAAUGGGAGGAGGCAAUCACUGCCGGACGGAUUCGCACGACAUGGCAGCGUGAAGCAAAGACGGUCUUGUCCUAUUGUGGACCUCUUAUCGUCACCUUUUUCCUGCAAUACUCAAUCAACGUUGCGGGCAUCUUUGCCGUUGGUCGCAUUGGCACCAUCGAGCUGGGAGCCAUUUCUUUGGCCAACAUGUCGCAAGCCAUCUCCUGCUUGGCCCCGUUCCAAGGCUUGGCCACCAGUUUAGAUACUCUGUGCGCCCAGGCCUACGGAUCUGGCCACAAGCAUCUCGUCGGCUUGCAGUGCCAGCGCAUGGCAUGCUUCCUGCUGACCCUUUCCGUGCCCGUAAUCAUCCUGUGGCUUUUCGGAGCCGAGCCCAUCUUGCAGCGCAUGGUGCCCAACCCCGAGUCUGCUCGACUUGCCGGUCUCUACCUCAGAGUCAUGAUCUUUGCGAUUCCCGGCGUCAUCCUCUUUGAGUGCGGCAAGCGCUUCACUCAGGCGCAGGGCCUCUUCCAGGCCACCACGUAUGUCCUGCUGUUUGCUGCUCCCUUCAACGUCUUCCUCACUUGGUUGCUCGUCUGGAAGCUCGAGUAUGGCUUCGUCGGCGCACCCAUGGCCGUUGCCAUCACGGAGAAUAUCUUGCCGGUGCUCCUCUUCUGCUACGUGCGGUUUGUCAAUGGCCGAGAAUGCUGGGGCGGCUUCAGUCGGCGUGCGCUCACCAAUUGGUGGGUAAUGAUCAAGCUGGCGCUGCCGGGCAUGAUCAUGGUGGAAGCCGAGUGGCUCGCUUUCGAGAUCCUGACCCUAUUGGCCAGCCGCUUCGGAUCUGAUUACUUGGCGGCCCAGAGCGUUGUCUCGACGAUUGCGUCCAUCUCGUACCAGAUCCCCUUCCCAAUGUCCAUUGCUGCCUCUACCCGUGUUGCCAACUUGAUUGGAGCCGGGCUUGUCGACGCGGCCAGGGUGACUGGCAAAGUGACCUUUGUUAUCCACUUCAUCCUUGGAUUGCUCAACUUCACACUGUACAGCAGCCUUCGAUUUCACUUACCGCUGCUCUUCACCGAUGAUGAGACGGUCAUCUCAAUUGUCGCCAGCAUCUUGCCUGUCGUCGCCGUCAUGCAGGUAUUCGACUGCAUGAGCGCUGGUGCCCACGGACUGCUGCGUGGUAUUGGCAAACAGAGCAUAGGCGGGCCCGUGAACUUGAUUUCAUACUAUGCCAUCUCGUUGCCCAUUUCGCUCGCAUUGGCUUUUGGACUUGGCUGGAAGCUGCAAGGUCUAUGGGCUGGUGUCAGCGUGGGCUUAUUCCUGGUUACGACGAUUGAAUAUACCUAUCUGUUGAAGACGGACUGGAAUCAAGCAGCUCGAGAAGCUGCCGCCAGAAAUGCAGCGGGCUAGAAACCGUUCAAUCAUGGCGCACGCUCACCCAUUUCCAUGUCCCUUUGCGGAACUCCAUGCAUCAGGCCGUGCUGUCUUUAAUUGGGAAGAAGAGGACGAAAGUAUCUCCGUGAUAUCCACGGCUCAAAAGCAGCUGAAUGGUAAUAUCUUGAGCGAAGCCAGCUCUUGUUUCACUGUUCACAAGAUGGUAGAGGCUGGUAAGGCUAAAAGGCUAAAAAGGAGGGGAGUUUGCAUGGGAACAUUUUGCAUAAGCUUUGAGUAAGGAAGCAGACGAUAUACCUCUCAUGUUUACACAUGUAUUUAUAUAUGCUACUAGUUUGCGUGUUGGAUAAUUCUCUUUUUUUUUUUUCUGUUCAAAAAAGAUCAAAAGAUGACUUCAGAAUUCAUCAUUUAUUUUGUGUGGCUCAGGCAUUUUAUUUCAUGGUAUCCUUUUAUUCUCCUCUCGGUAGAAAGGAAAUAACUUGUAGAGAAGAAAAGAAGGAAGGAAAAAGUAUCUGAACAUUUAUAUCUACCCGUGGCUCCGUCUCCCCCUUAGGUCUCUGGAAUUAUCAAAAUCCUCCCUUCCCCUCCGGUUUUGUUUGUAUCACUGAUUACAAUUUCACCCUGACACGCCCAAUUUCGUGCCGUCCGUUAAAACUCCAGAUGAAACAUGGAAGAAUUUUCUUUUUUUGUUACAUUUGUUAUAGUUUAUGGCUUGCUUUGUUUAGCUGAGCAUGGAGUGUGUUCGGAUACCCUUGGGGCCGUGUUCGCUGUAAUCUACUCUGCUCAAGCUC